This is a messenger RNA of Lytechinus pictus (painted urchin), 2044 nucleotides long. RefSeq names its product menin-like. Gene Ontology annotation, biological process: negative regulation of cell cycle; regulation of transcription by RNA polymerase II; negative regulation of cell population proliferation. Gene Ontology annotation, cellular component: nucleus; histone methyltransferase complex; chromatin. Gene Ontology annotation, molecular function: chromatin binding; transcription cis-regulatory region binding; Y-form DNA binding. The transcript has 3 exons. The record is from RefSeq and is a predicted model, not a curated record. Lineage: Eukaryota; Metazoa; Echinodermata; Echinoidea; Temnopleuroida; Toxopneustidae. The coding region runs from base 42 to 857 and encodes 271 amino acids.
GUAAUGCGCAUGCGUAAGGCAGGUAAAUCAACUUUUUCGCAAUGGCGGGUAUCCGUGAUGAAACGAGGAAGCUCUUCCCCGUUGAUAGUGUUCGGGCUAUCUUGGAGAUAUUCCGUUCAGAAUUGGAUGGAGAUCAUGAACCGAAUUUGACGAUUCUUUCGGUUGUUAUUGGGAUGGUGGAAAACAUUUUAACGAGCAAUCGUGCUUCGUCCCAGGGUCAAGCUGCUGAUGAGAACCGCAUGUGCAUUGAACCCAUCUUCCCAGUCAUUGAGUUACCGAACGUUGAGGCAUUGUGCGCGAAAUUCGAGGCACAAGUGAAGGGAUCUGUCGACUUGAGCGACUACAAAUCAGAAUUUGCUAACCGAGAAAUGGUGAAAAAGGUGUCGGACAUUAUCUGGAGUUCCCUUUCUCGCGCAUACUACAAAGACAAGGCCCACUUGCAAUCUCUUUUCAGUUACUUGACUGGAAACCAGCUAGACUGUUUUGGUGUUGCUUUAGCUGUGGUUGCUGCGUGUCAGAUCCUGAACUUCAAAGAUGUACAUCUAGCCCUAUCUGAAGACCAUGCAUGGGUUGUGUUUGGAGAGAAAGGAGAAGGGACUGCUGAGGUCACUUGGCAUGGAAAAGGGAAUGAGGACAAAAGAGGGCAGCCUAUCAGCAUGGGUAUCACAGAGAAGAGUUGGUUAUAUUUGAAUGGUUUUCCUGUGGUGUGUACAAGACACAUGGAGGUAGCAGCUUUGGUAUCAGCUAUCAAUCCAACUAUCAGCUCGUCAUUAGACAGCAUAGAACUAGCAUCUUUACAACAGGUGGGUACAUUUUUAAUUGUAGGGUGUGAGUAUAUUGCUGUCCACAAAAAAUAAAUAUUUAAAAGGGUAGUUUAUUAAUAUCAUGGUAAGAUGUUAUAAUGGGGACAAGUUGAUAAACAAAAUGGGAAGAAAAAUUGUAAUUUUCUGUGCUUAAAAAUUGUAAUUUUCUGUGCUUAAAAAUUGGAUUUUGCUAUGAUAUUUUCCCCCCAAUAUUUGUUUAGAUAUUUCUGUGGCUAUCCUGGAUUAGAGGCAUGCCUUUAUAAGGGUUGCACCUGUCUUUAUUUGAAUGGCAAAUUAACAACUAGAACUGCAAUCGUUUCAGAACGAUGUGCAUGCAUUGACGCGUCUGAUUGAAAGGUCAAGUCCACCUCAUAAAAAUGUGAUUGGAAUCAAUAGGGAAAAAUCAGACAAGCACAAUGCUGAAAAUUUCAUCAAAUUCGGAUGUAAAAAGAGAAAGUUAUGACAUUUCAAAGUUUCGCUUCGAAAUAAGAACAAGUUCAAGUUGUGCUGGCAUUAUAGUGCAUUUUUGCGAAUUUUGCUGAUUUUCGGGAGCAUUUUUCAGAUAUUUCGUCAGUGGUAAGGUAUAUUUUUUUCUAAAUGGCAUGAAAGGGCAUAUCUUGAACACCCUAAAUCUAAAAAAGGGUACGGGUUUGGCCAUGCAUGACGCAAUGAGGAGCAUUCAAAGAUAAGCGUUUUUGAAACUUUAGAGGGCGCUAUUUCAGUAACGGAAAUUUAGUGAUGCGUGAAAACUAAUUCCUAUGUAUGAUAUGGUACCAGUAUCAAUUCCUGAAAAUAUGAGCUCGAAAUGAAUAAAAACAAGAAAGUUAUGGCCAUUUUACGAUUUUUUGACUUUACAUUUCAAUAAAUAUGACGUUUUUGAAGGAAGGCUAUUUCGGAUUUGAAUUUAGGGCAUGAAGAUGGCAUUUUGAAGGUCAGGUUAUACGUCGCAAAUGAUGGAACAACUCUUUGACUAUCUAUAGCAAUUUGUUAAAAGUCUGUAGAAUGCAGGAUGCGGGAGUUAGGACGAGAUUAGUAAUGGUAUGCAAAUGGACUUGAAAUUUACAAAAUGGCGCCUAGAUGGUCAUGCAUGAGUUAUUUUGAAAAAAGGAAGACGAGGGGCACAACUAGGGAUGCUGGACAACAUGUCUACCAAGUUUGGAUGAAUUUGGAUGAGGGACGGAGCCAGGGCAGAGCUAACAAACACCAUGUGUUAAACAAAUGGGAUUUUGUGGAAGAAGCAG